This is a messenger RNA of Caenorhabditis angaria, 13837 nucleotides long. NCBI's taxonomy places the organism in Eukaryota, Metazoa, Nematoda, Chromadorea, Rhabditida, Rhabditidae. The record is from the annotation of a GenBank genome assembly.
AUGACGAAAUUGCAUUUGAGAAGAAUCAUUCAGCCGUUGGGCGGCGGAAAUUUGGCACAACCAAUUGCUGAAAAAGAUAGGCAUAAAUUAUUGAUUUUGUGAGUUUUUUAGGGGGAAAAAUUGGGUUUUUCACUGAAAAAAAAUGUUAAAAUUGUUUUUUUAACAUCGAAAAAUCAAUUCACGAAAAGUCAUAGGUCAAAAUUGAUUUUCCAAGGUUUUUCAGUCAAAAAUGAUGACAAAUCGAGAUUUUUAAGCUUUUGGGGUGAUUUCUGAUGAAAAUAAGCUUCGAUAAUCCUACAUCAGAAUUUGAAUUUUUUUUUAUUUUACGAAAAAUCAGCAAAAACUUCUGACAAGGGGACCUUUUUUACUCAACACUUAAAAUCAUGAUGAAAUUUGGUCCAUGGACAGCUUUUGGGACCAUAAGAACACCCUAAAAAUUUUAGUCUCCCAAUGGACCUCUGAGCCAAGUUCUGGGCUCUCAAAAGUUCAAAAAAGGCCUAAAAAUGGUCAUAAAAGUCAUCAUAUCUCAGGAAAAAAUUAGCGACGGUGCCGCGACUUUUUGACGUUUUGCGAUGGUACCGGUACCUUUUUGCCUUGGUACCGAACCCUUUUGCACUUUGGACUGGUACCGAACCAGUUCGGUACCCGUGCGAAAUUUUCAAGAGUGAUUAUCAAACAAAAUGGGUAAUGCACUGGUACCGAACUAAAGUUUCGCUCUUGUGCAAAAAAAAACUUAGCGAUUUUCUGAGUGCGGUGUGUCGUAAUCGACUGAAACGAAAAAAGUUGAGAAACCUUUUAAAUUUUCACAUAAUUUUUGAAAAAAUAUAUUUCUUCGAAUGUCUAGCGGCAUACUACGCCCGUAUCAGUUAAUUUUCAUCAUAGUUUUCUCAUUUCUACUUUUGCAGCUUUUGCGCCGUAAAAAAGAGAAAAACUAGAAAUUUGAAGAAUGAAGAAUGAAAAAAAAUGUGCUAUUUUCCAUUGAAAAGUAAAAUUGUGAUAUGUAUUUCGCUAUUUUCCUAUGGAAAUGUGAAAAUUCAACAUCAAAUUCAUCUAUCGUCAAUUCCAAUAGGAAAAUACGUCUGUCCUCAAUGCUGAAAAUUCAUGAAAAUUCAUAUGUGCCCCUGCUCAUUCUUUUUUUCAAAAUCAAAAUUUUUUCUAAAAAUUUGAUUUAUUGAUGCUUUUUGGGUAAAUCGACCACGCUGAUCAUCAUCUGCUACUCAGUUUUUGAUAAAAAUUAUCGAAAAUUGAGUUAUGACGUGUUUUAUGAGCCAAUUUUGGCAAUUUUCGAACUUUUGAGAGCCCAGAACUUGGCUCAGAGGUCCAUUGGGAGACUAAAAUUUUUAGGGUGUUCUUAUGACCCCAAAAGCUAUCUAUGGACAAAAUUUCAUCAAGAUUUGAAGUGUUGAGUAAAAAAGGUUUCCUUGUGAAGCUCAAUUUUCAUCAGAAAUCACACCAGAAGCUUCAAAAAUCUCGAUUUGUCAUCAUUUUUGGCUGAAAAACUCGAAAAACUAAUUUUGACCUAUGAAUUUUCGUGAAUUGAUCUUUCGACGUUAAAAAAAACAUUUUUCUGUCCAAAAUCAACGAAUUUUUGUCCAUUCAGACUUCACGGAAAAACCCGAUUCGGUCGUAACAUUGGUGAAAACGAAGUGUUGCUCAUUUCGGGACCCUCAAAAGCUCCAUCUCAGCAGUUUUUUGAGAGGAAAAUCGAGCCCGCUGCUAAAACAGAAGAGCGCAAUUUGAUCUCACGAACACAUGCUGGAAUUUUGGAGUUGAGCGAUGAGAAUGGCGAAUCGGUUUAUGUUGUUGAGGAUUUGUCGUUGAAUGGAACUUAUGUUAAUGAUAUUAGGGUUUUGGUGAGUUGGAGAUUGGGAAAAAUGGAUUUUUUAUGUUAUUUUGGUCUAGGCUAUAGUCAUUUUUAUGAAAAAUUUGGGUUUUUGGGAGUUUAGUGUCCAAUUGCUGCUCAUUGAGAGUCUCUGUGACUAGGUAACGCGCCUUGAAAUCCUAGGUGUCUAGGACUCGUGCCUUGUAACUCCAUACGUCAAGUAGCCGAGCCUAGAGAACCUAAUUGUCUAGGAUCCGUGCCUUGAUACCCCCAGGUCAAGCAGUCAAGCCUAGAAAGCCUUGUUGUUAAGUAGCUGAGCCUUGAGAACAUAUUUUUCUAUGACUCGCGCCUUGAGACCCAUAUGUCAAGCAGCCCAGCCUAGAAAGCCUAGUUGCCAAGUAGCUGCUCUUUGAGAGACCCUGUGACUAGGUGAGGUGCCUUGAUAUCCUCUAUAUCAAGCAGUCAAGCCUAGAAGGUCUUGUUGUUAAGUAGCCGAUCCUAGAGAACAUAUUUGUCUAGGACUCGCGCCUAGAGAACCUCAUUGUCUAGGACUCGCGCCUUGAGGCCAUAUUUUUCUAGGACUCGCGCUUUGAAAACCUAAUUGUAUAGGACCCGCUCCUUGAGAGCCUCUAUGUCAAGUAGCCGAGCCUAGAAGACCUAGGUGUCAAGUAGCCAAGCCUAGAAGGCCUUGUUGUUAAGUAGCUGCUCCUAGAGAACAUAUUUGUCUCGGACCAGCGCCUAGAGAAACUAAUUGUCUAGGACCCGCUCCUUGAAAUCCUAUGUGGCUAGGUACAACGCCUUGAAACCUGCUUCAGCUAAAACACGUGGAUUUUUCACCUGGAAAUUAUACAAAAUUGGGUGUUUUUUCAUGACUAAUCACAAUAUUUCACCUGAAAAUCCCCGAAAACCCAAUUGUUUCUCACCCAUCAAAAAUUAUAAUACAAAUACGAAUAAAUUUUCACAUUUCACUAGCUCACAAAAAAAAUUAGACACGCGACACAAAAAUUGUGUGUGCCACGAAACAUGCAAUUUUUUUCGUACUUUCUAAUUAAAAUCUACUCACAUUUCUUUUUUUUGUCGUGUGAGUAUUUGUAUAGAAAAAAAAAAGAAUUAUAUCGACUUGGACUACUGUAGGUUUUGAGCAGCGAGCAGGUGCAAAAAUGAAAUAUGUACUUUUCGACUAAUAAAUCUUAUGGAAGUUUCAAAAUCUUGCGCUUUUUGUUGGGAAACUUGAGAAAAAUGGGUUUAGAAAUUUAUUCUGUGCUCAUUUUUUGACUGAAAAAUCGGAAAUUUUUGGAUAAAAAUGACUCAGGAGCUGAUUUUCAACACAAAAAUUUGACUGAAAAUUAAUUCUGGGUUCAUCCUAAGACUCGAAAAUCUCAAAAUUUGCUAGAAAAUGACCAUUUUCAGCCAAAUUUUCAGAUUUCAAGCCUAAUAUCCUGUUCCCUCACAGUCUUUUACAAUAUUACUUUUUUUCCUCAAAGUAAACAUUGUCUUCUCAAUUAUUAAUUGCUCAGCAAUUAAUAAUUGCUGUGUGAAACAUUUUUCCUAUGUUUACUAAAAAAAGUAUUAAAAAAUUACACCCAAGAAAAUUGUUGUGAGAAACUCUUGUUGUAAUUUUUGUGAGAAACUUUCCUUGUAAUUUUUUUGUUUUUGCAGAAAAAACGGACAGCUUUCUCUUCGGAUUGGUCCCUGACACGGAUUACUGAAGGAGAUAUCAUCAAAUUUGGACAUAUGAAUGGGGCUGCGAAUUCGCGUGAGUUUUUUUUGCGGCUGGAAAUUUGAGGGGGCUGAAAAUUGGAUAAGAAAUAUAUACUUUACGAUUUUUUUCGUAUCUCAAGGUUUUCGGAGCAUAAAAUUGUAGUUUUUAGCCUCAGGAUUAGAGAAAUUAUGGAUUUUCUGUAUAGUUUUGAAGGCAGAAUUUGAAAAAUCUGAAAUUCCAGCCUAAGUUCAUGUUUUUGAGCUUCCAUGGCAAGUACUCGAUUUUCAGGGCCUAAAAAGUUUAUUUAGAGCUCUUGUUGUCAAGUAGCCGAGCCUUGAAUACCUAAUUGUCUAGGAGCCGCGCCUUGAGAACCACUGUGGCAAGGGGCCGCGCCUUGAGAGAUUCUAUUGUCAAGUAGCAGAGCCUAUACACCUUAAUUCUCAAGUAGCCGCGCCUAGAGAACCUACUUCUUAAGUAGACGCGCCUAGAGAGCUCGGUUUUCAAGUAGCUGAGCUUUGAAUACCUAAUUGUCUAGGAGCCGCGCCUGGAGAACCACUAUGGCAAGUAGCAGAGCCUAUAAACCCUAGUUUUCAAGUAGCCGUCCCUUGAGAACCCAGUUUUCAAACAGCCACUCCUUAAGAACCUCAUUGUCUAGGACCCGAGCCUAAAGAGCCCAGUUUUGAAGUAGCCACCCCUUAAGAACCUCAUUGUCUAAGACCCGCGCCUUGAGAGCUUCUAUGGCAAGUAGCCGCGUCUUGAGAUUUCUAGUCGUCAAGCAUCAGUGCCUUCAGAUCCUAGAAAGUAGCAUAUAUCCUAAAAUCCCAUAUUUUCUUCCAGCCGGCGUUCAUGCUCCGCAAGCCAAUUCUGAAUUCACAUUCAUCGUCGAAAAAGCCAAUAUUCAGCACAUAAAUUAUUUGGGUUUCGAAAAAGACGCGGCCGGCAAUUUGAUUGAAACCGCCACCCGAAAACGCCUUUCGGUUUGGAGCCGCCUCUCGACGAUUCGCGAAACUGAAUAUGAUGAAAGUCUUGGUGAACUUCAGCAGCGAGAUCAAGAAGAGGUUCAGGAAAAAAGGCCGGAGGUUGGUGGUUUUUUAACUCUCUUUCCCUUUGUUUUUUGUGGUGGUGGUGGUGGAUUUUUGCUUCUUCUUUUUUUUGGUGGGAAAAAAUUGUGCCAGGAUUGCAUUUUUGUGGCCAGAAAGCUCUGAUUUUGAAUAUUUCAUGCCAGGAUUGCAUUUUUAGGCCAGAAACCUUUGAUUUUUUGCCAGGAUUGCAAUUUUUAGCCAGAAACCUAUGAUUUUGAAUUUUUCAUGCCAGGAUUGCAUUUUUUAGGCCAGAAAUCUCUGAUUUUCAAUAUUUCAUGCCAGGAUUACAUUUUUUAGGCCAGAAACCUUUGAUUUUGAAUAUUUUGUGCCAGGAUUGCAUUCCCCCUUAGGUCCUAAAAAGUUCCCAUGACCUUGAAAGCACCUGAAUUUGUUGAAUUUCUGUUGCGCAACACAAAAGCCUUGGAAUUUCUUUUGUUCAAAAUUCUAUUCAACAAAAUUUCGAUAUACACAGGUGUCUCAAUCGAGAAACUCGGAUCUUGGAACGGUGCCAAGCUCCGCCCCCUUCCUCCCGGUUUAUCACCAUUCGCUGAAGUCUUGCCACGCCCCCGGUUCUCUUGGUGUAUCUCGCGCGCGCUCCUUAGCUCCGCCCCCUAUCGAAACUCAUUUUUCUCGCCUCGCCUCAUACAAAUCACCCCCCGCGUCUCUCUUAUUUUGUUUUUUUUUUGGGAUUUUUUCGUUGGCCUAAAAUUUUUCUGUGACUCAUUUUAUAGAUAUGUUUUAUGGGAUAUUUUUAUGAUUAAAAAAUAUUUUAAAUAUCAAAUUUUGAUCAAAUCGUGUAUUUAGAUUUCGUAAUUCCCUUUUGGCUCCGCCCCUCUCCCCAUUAUUUUUGUUUUUCAUUUCAUUUUAUUUUAUUCGAAAACACUAGCCGUCUUUUAUUUUUCUCCGGCCACAUUUUUAAUCCGGGCACAGAAGAAACUGUGCCCCGGGGUUGCAUAAUCGUUUGGCCUAAAAUUUGGGAUCAUUUGCAAUCCUGGCAUGUUUUUUUUCAAAAAGGCUGGGUUUGAAAACUGUGCCAGGGUUGCGUAGGCCCUAAUUUUGUCUAGGACAAUUUAGGCCUAAAAUUUUCUGAAGCUGGAUUUUUAGAUAGAAUUCUAGAAAAAUUUUGCAAUCCUGGCACACUUUCUCAAAAAAAACUGUGCCAGGGUUGCAAAAAAUUAUUUAGGCUAUUAGUCUGGCGUAAAAUCUUUGUAGCCGGAAGCUUUUUGCAACCCUGGCACGGUUUUUUCUCUCAGAUAUCUGUACAAAAGGGGCGGGGCUUAAACUGCAAGCCUGGCACGGUUUUUUCAUUCUAAAAGGUUUUUCAAAAAGUGGGCCUUGUCUUGCAUUGCUGGCACACGUUUUUUCCAUCAGAAAAAACUAUGCCAGAGUUGCAAAAGGGGCGGGGCCUAAUACAAUCCUGGCACAGUUUUUCCUCUCCAAAUUUUUUUUCAAAAAAAAAACACAAAUUUUUUCUCCAACCGUGUAUCUGACACCUGCGUUUGAUUGAGUUUAUAUAUAAUAACUAAAUUUUGUUUAUGUUGUUUUGUGAGCAAAUCUUUCUUGGAGCACACCGAUGCUCUAAAUUUUCGGGAAAAAAUUUGAAACAUUUUUUAGGUACUCACUCCCCUCUUCUUCCCGAAAUCGGAUGCUCUCCCUCUCUCCCAAUGGAUUUUUUUGUUGUUGUGUUUUUCGCAACUUUUUCGCCCUUUUUUGCUCUCCAUUUUUGUCUAUUUCUCUUGGUCUCUCUCAAUUCUCCAUACUCUCUCACUCAGGUGUCAAAUACACGAAUUUAUAUUCAGAAUUGCUAAAUUCUAUAAUCUUUUCCCCCCUCUCUUUCAUGAGCUCUGAACUAGACAGCUUUGCUCUUUUUUUUUUAUUUGAUUGGAUUUUGUCGGUUCUUCACCAUGACAACCUGAAAUAGUAGUGAUUAGAAUUGGAAUUAUAGCGUCAUUUUUUUUAAAGGGGGGUCUGAAAUUUGCCACGUGGCGGGGGAUUUUUAGCUUUAGGGAAAAAUUUUAAGGAGAUUUUUGAUGAGCUUCAUUUUGAGACCAAAUAUGAAUAGGUUUUGGUGGGCGAAAAAUUAGAAAUUUUUAGCUGAAAUUUGCCACGUGGCACGGGAUUUUUAGCAUUAGGGCAAAACUUUAAGGAGAUUUUUGAUGAGCUUCAUUUUGAAACCAAAUAUAACUAGGAGCUGAUUCACGAACGAAAAAAAAAUGCAUAAAAUGUUGUUUUUUUUAGUUUGUGAAGCUUCAAUUUUCCAGCCUCAAGUUUCAAAAAUUUCAAAAUUUGAAAUUAAAUAAAACCACGUGGUUUUUAGCGCCAAAAUUUCCAAAUUGAACAAUUUUUGAACAGGGCUGGUUCACAAACGAAAAAAAAUGUUUGAAAAUGUUUUUUAACAUUGAAUGAUGAUGAAAAAGUCAAAAAAUGUCGAAAAAAAAUCAAUUUCUCGAGUUUUUUUCAGUCAAAAAUGAUGACAAAUCGAGAUUUUUCAAGGUUUUGAAGUGAUUUCUGAUGAAAAUGAGCUCUAACCUCAUUUUAUUGAUUUUUUCGAAAUUCAUCAAAAUUUGAAAUUUUUACGAAAAAUAAGCAGAAACUUCUGGAGGUCAAUUUUCAUCAGAAAUCACUUCAGAAGCUUUAAAAAUCUCGAUUUGUCAUCAUUUUUGACUGAAAAACCUUGAAAAACUAAUUUUGACCUAUGACUUUUCGUGAAUUGAUUUUUCGAUGUUGAAAAAAUUUUUUUUAAUUUUUCCCGAUUUAAAUUUGGCUGAAACUUGCCACGUGGCUGUGGGAUUUUCGAUAAGCUUUAUUUUGAGACCAAAUAUGAAUGGGUUGAGAAAUAGGUCAGCUAGAAAAAAAAAUCUAUGACAUCUGAAAAUUAUUUUUUAUCUGAAAUUCGGGAUUCUGGCAGAAAAUCAAUAAUUUUUUGGAUCUCAAAAACCCUCCAAACUCGAAUUUCCCCUCAUUUUUUGACGUCGAAAAAAAUCCAAUUUCCUCUCUGUUUUUAAUUUUUUUGUUCACCUUUUUUGUCGCAAUUUUUCGCUGAUUUUUCCCGGUUUCCUCUCAAAUUUUUCAAUGAUUUUCAGAUGCAUCCAAAUCAACAGCACAAUCAAAAUCAUCAGCAAAAUCAGCAGCAACAACAGCAGCAACAUCUACAGCAACAGCAGCAGGCAUUAGUCGCAGUGGCUCUUGCGCAGCAGUUGCAGAAUGCUGCCAGAUCACGAGCGCAGACACCGCAACAACAAGCCUUGGCUCAGCAGCCAUAUCCAGUGAAUCCGAUCGAUUUAAUGCUCUACCAACAACUUCAACAGCAACAGCAGGCUAAUAAUCUUUAUACGGAUAUGAUGAAAGCGAUGUAUAUGCAACAGGCUGCUGCACAAAUGCCGGCGGUGACGCAGGCGAAUAAUGCGGCGGUGGCGGCGGCAGCUGCGGCGGCUGGAUUUGGAGCGAUUGCUGGGUUGGCUAAUAAUUAUCAGCAGGUUGGAUUGGUCAGUUAUUUUUGGGGUGAAAGUUCUUGGGAUACCUGAGAUUUUUGAGAUUCUGUGGUUUUCCAGCUUCAGAAUCAAGUUUCAGAGCUCUUUUUCCCUCAAUUUGAAAUUGAUUGGUUUCAGCUUCAAAAACUGACCAAAUUUUUAAACAAAAUUUGGAAUUCUACCUCUGAUUUGGUUGUUUUUCCAGCUUCAGAAUCGAAGUUUUAGAGCUUUUCCUAGGUUUUAUCUGAAAUUAUUGAAUUUUAGACUAAUUUUGAGAUUUUACCAACUUCAAAUUCAAGUUUCAGAAUUUUCAACAUUAAUUUCAGCCUUAUCAGAUUUUGAAUAACAUUUGGCUCAAACUAAUUUUUAUAUUGAUAAGUUUCAGCUCUAAAACUGUCUGAAAUUAAGGAUACGAUGUUUAGAAGUUUCAGAAUUUAUAAAUUAAAAGGUCAGCCUUAUCAGUUUUUCUAAAAUUGAAUUAGGUCCUACCAGUUUGUUUCUUCAUAAAUUUGUAAAUUUUGAAUUUCAGCUGAAAAAUCUAACUGAAGUUUGAGACAAAAUUUGAGAUUUUUCCACGCGUUUUGGUGUUUUUUCAGCUCUAGAAUCAAGUUUCAGGAUUUUUUGAUCAGUUUUGUAGUCAAAAAUCUAGCUGAAACGAUUUCAGAUGAGUUCUUACUGAAAUUUGAGUUAUCAUAAAUCAAAAAAUCCAAUUAUUUUUAUUUUUAUCCAAUUUCCCCCUUCAAGAAUUGAAUUCUUAGAAUUCCCCUGUUUUGUUUUCAGGUUUUUUAACCUGUACUUUUUUAUUUUUAUUUUUAGAAAUUCAUAAGAAUGGGGGAAUUCAAAAAAAAAAUUCUUUGUUUUAAUUAAUUUUUUCCGACUCAAUGCUCAAAUGAAAUUGUUUAAAAACAUUUUUUGUGUAACUUGAAUCACCCUCAUAAAAAAUUGGAUUUUUCCAGAAUCCUGACAUGCUUCGGAAUCUCCUCACUCAACAAUACGCAGCUCAGCAACCACAACCACCACCACAACCCCAGCAACAGGCAGCGUUGAAUUAUUUGAAUUUGUUCAAUCAGCAGCAACAGAUUCCACCACCACAACCUCAACAACAACCUCAACCACUGGCUCCACAAAUCCAGGCUCAACGAAUUCAGGCGCCACCGAUUCCGAUCGCAGCACCGCCACAAGUUCAGCAGGUUCAACCGGUUCAGCCGAUAGUUCAACAAGCGGCUGUCGCAGUUGCUCCAGUUGAAGUCAUCGCUCCGCCGAAUUCUGGCUAUGGAUUGCUGAUGCCGGUUCAAACAUCGCCGGCGAAUAAUUCGGCGGCGAAUUCGACGCCCAGAUCGACAACAUCGUCGAAUUCCUCAUCGACACAUGAGACACCGCAUCCAACAGAUCCGGAUAUCAAUCAGGAACAGGGACCUUCGAAAACUCCGCCGGUUGAAUGUGAUAGUUCGGUCCCAAGUCCGCCGAAGCAGACACCACAGGCUGCAAUUCCGUCAACAUCUACAGCUGCUGAGAUCGAGAUCAAGCCGGCUCCAGUUCAGGUUCAAGAAGAGGUUGAGAGGAAUGAAGUACCGUGGACACCGCCAUCACCAGCUGAAGAGGUAAGAAUUUCUCGGGAUUUAUAAGAACUUCUGAUAGAGAUCUGUGAAUUUCAGUUGGAAGUUCUAGAAAAUCUGAAAUUUCAGCUACAAAUUCUCUUGGGAUUUUCAAGUUUUGAGAUCUGAAAAUUAGAAUUUUUGAAUUUCCGAACUGCAUUUUUGAAAUAUUUCAGCUUCUGAUUUUUUUUUUUUGAAUUUCUCCCUGAAAUUUUCCAAAAAUUUGCUUUUUUUUUGAAAAAGCUCAGCUUUUGAUUUUUCGAAAUUUACAAGUUUUUGAAUCUGAAAAUAAAAAAAUUUUGAAUUUUUGCCUGAAAUUGUCCAAAAACUGAAUUUAUCAGAACUUCUGACAGAAUUCUGUGAAUUUCAGUUGAAAAUUCUAGAAAAUUCAAAUUCCAGAAAUUUUAGCUUCUGAAUUUUUCUGAAACCUGAAAAUAAGAAUUUUUGAAGUUCUUCCUGAAAUUGUCCGAAAAAUUUGCAUUUUUAAAAAUUUUCAGCUUCUGAAUUUCUUGGGAUUUUCCAGUUUUGAGAUCUGCAAAUUAGAAUUUUUGAAUUUCUCUCUGAAAUUAUUCGAGAAUCUGAAAUUUCAGUUUCUGAAUUUCUCGGGAUUUUCAAGAUUUGAGAUCUGAAAAUAAGAAUUUUCCCUGAAAUUGUUCGAGAAUCUGAAUUUAUAAGAACUUCUGACAGAGAAUUCUUUGAAUUUCAGAAUUCUAGGCAAUUUACAUUUCUGAAAUUUCAGCUUUUGAAUUUUUCAAAAUUUUAAAGUUUUGAACCUGAAAAACAAAAAAAUAUGUGAAUUUUUUUUGAUCUCUCAGAAUUUACAAAUUUUGAAAUUUGUCUGAAAAGAAAAAAUUACGACCGAAUUCUGUCAAAUUUCAGUUGAAAAUUCCUCGAAAACUGCAUUUUUUUAAAUUUCAGCUUCUGAAUUUCUCGAGAUUUUCAAGUUUUGAGAUCUGAACUUAAGAAUUUUUCAUUUUUUUCCCUGAAAUCGUCCAAAAAUUUGCAUUUUUAAAAUUUUUCAAGUUUUCAAAUCUAUGAAUUUCAGCUGAAAAUUCUAGAAAAUACCCUGAAAUUCCCAAAAUUCCACGUCAUUUCCUAUUUUUCAGUCUGUUGUCCAAGAAGAAGAAGAUGUGGUUAUCGAUCAAGUUGUCAGAAUUGUGGAGCCAGUUCAACAAGAAAUCCAGCCCAAAAUUGAGCCGGAAGAGGAAGAAGCUGAAGAGCAAGUUCCAGCUCAGAAUCAGGAACCAGCCGAACAACAACAAGAAGAGCCAGAAGAAGAAGAAGCUGGACCAUCAACAUCUUCUGCUCCAGCUCCAGCUGAAGUUCCAGCUGAAAUUCCAGUUCCAGCUGCUUCCCCGGAUUUAGCCGGACCCUCAACAUCAAGUGGAAUUGGAAAGAAGAGAAAGCGAACGAAUGAGCUGAAUAAUUUGUUGAAGGAUUUCCCGAGUAGUUUUUCGACGACGAGUUCGAAGAGUGGAAGAAGACAGACUGAGGAUGCUUUGGUUGAGAAAAUGGCGAAGAAGGAAAAGAAAAAGGUAAUAUUUGAAGUUUGAAGGUGGAUUUUUCUGGAAGCUUCUCAAACUGUUGAUUUUAAAGUUUCAGUGAAACACCGUGUAAAAUGGUAGUUUGAAAAGCUUAUAGAAAAAAUCCCGAUUUUCUUCAAUUCUGAGGAUUCUGUAUUCAAAAAGAGCGAUGCGCCUUUAAAUUUAGAAAUAUACCGUAUCUCUUCUAUUGUUGAAGGUCUCGCCACGAUGAAAUUUUCAUGAAAAAUUAGGCUGAAAUUCUGAAACUGCUAGAUUUUUCUCGAAGAGAAAUUUCAAAUUUUUGUGCCAACUUCAAUUUUAAAAAAUUGAGAAGCUUCAGAAAUAUGAAUUUUUAAGAAAUUUCCGAACUUCUGCAUUUCAGAACUAUGAAUUUCUCAAAAUUUCUGAUUUUUUGAAUUUUUGAACCUUAAAAUACCCUUAAAAACGUUAGCCAAAAAUAUUCAAAUUUUUAGAUUUUCCUCGAAAUUCCUCUUUUUUACUUGAGCUUGGAAAUCUCAAAUUUUUGUUCCAAAUUUGAUUUUUGAAGCUUUAGAAUUUUUCAAAAUGUUCUGAAUUUCUAAAGUAUUUUUUCUAGAGAAGUCUCGAAUUUUUUAAAAUUUUUGUGACGAAUCCAAAAAAAUGUCCAAAAACAUUACCAAAUUCUGAAUCCUCUGGGGCCUAAAAUCUCAGAUCCGAACCUAAAUUUUCCAGAGAGAAAAAGCUGCCGCCGAAGCUCUUCUUCGCCAACAACAAGCAUCGGAUAAGAGUGGAAGUUCCUCUUCCUCAACAUCUACAACAACUCGCAAAAAGCCAAUGUCACAAUUGAGUGAUAGUAGUGUUUCGACUUCUGACGAUGAUGAAACAACUUCGAAGACUGCUGCUGGAAAUGGAAAUUUGAAGAAAUCAGCUUCAGCUUCAGCUUCAUCUCCAGCCAAAAAACGGCGACGAAAUGAGGAGGAAGAUGAUGAGGAUGAAGAAGAGGAGGAACAAUCUGAUGAUGAGCCAAUUGUUGCUCAGCCAAUUGCAAAACCAAAACGAGUUGUCACAACUGCUUCAGGAAUCCGUAUAAAUAUGGCGAAAUUGGUGAGACAAAAGAAGUUGGAGAAGAAGAAGAAGGAUGCGAGAGAGGGAAAAUUGAAUGUGAAAGGUGAACGAAUUGAUGGACAAGUUGAGGAGAAUAAUGUGGAGGAUGAGGAAAUUGAAGAGGAACAAGAAGAGGAGGAGGAAGAGGAGGAAAGACCGACAAGAGGAAGGAAACGGGGAGGAAAGGUGAGGAAAAUUAUGAAUUUUGAGACUAGAUUGAUGAAUUUCGGGCUGAAACUUGAAAAUUCAGAGAAAAUUAAUGUUUUUCCUAGGUAAUUUUAUGAUUUUCGCCCUGAAAAUCUACGGAAAAUUUAGAAAAAUCAAGUGCUUUUCCUCGGUAAUUUUAUGAAUUUUAAGCUGAAAAUCUUUAAAUUUGCAAUUUUUGAACUCAGGAAAAAUUCCCAAUCAAUUUUUAAAGCAUUGCUCAGGUUAGAGGCGAAAAUUGAGGAUUUUCAGAAGCAUUGCUCAGGUUAAUAUCCCAAAAUUCUUCAGGAAUCUAAAAUUUUUCUGAAAAUCAGAUCAUCCAAUUUUAUUUUCUAUCCAGAAAAUUCUACGUUUCAAAAUAUUGUGAAUUUUAAUAUUUUUAUUGGCUGGACAAUUGAAAAGCUGGAAUUACAAAAAAUUUCGAUUCAGAAAAUUUAUAUUUUUUCCACACGAAAAUGAAGAAAAAAAAUAGAUAAAAAAACUAGUUUUUCGACAUUUACUGGAAAUUUUUUGUAAAAAAUGUUUUUUAUUAAUUUGUUUUCGAUUUGAAUCAUCCCAGCUUUUGCUCAAAAAUUUUUGAAAAUUUUCAACAAUGGGUGAAAUUAUUGUCCAGCCAAUAGAAAUAUUAAAAUUCACAAUAUUUUGAAACGUAGAAUUUCCUGGUAAAAACAUGAUUUUCAGAUUUGCUCAAGCUGAAAUGCCUGAAAAUUGGUUCAAAAAUUCAGGACUGCAAAAAAUUUGGAUGAUGUGGUUUUCAGAAAAAAAUUUAGACCAUGAAGAAUUUUGGGAUUAUAACCUGAGCAAUGCUUUUGAAAAUUCAGAAUUUCUCCUACAUAUAAUCUGAGCAAUGCUUUUUAAAUAAAGAAAAUAUUUUUUCCACACAAAAAUGAAAAAAAAUAGGAAACAAAAUAGUUUUUUGACAUUUCCUGAAUCGAAAUUUUUUGUGAAAAAAAAAAUUUUUUUAUUUAAUUUUUACCUAUUUUCAACAUAAUUCAUUCCAAAUCUGAAAAUCAUGUUUUUUAACCCAAAGAUGGUUCACAAUAUUGUGAAUUUUUAUCCCAUCAAUGAAAAUUUCCAAAAAAAGUCCUGUUUCCAACAAAAAUCUCAAAUCCAAAUAUUUUUUUGCAGCCCAAAAAGAAGACAAAUGCCGAUCUCGACGCGUGCGGCCUUUUCAAUCGUUGCAAAGUCGGAGUGGACGCGGAAACCGUUCAAUGGGUUCAAUGUGACGAUUGUUCACAAUGGUGGCAUAAUAUUUGUCGAUUUGGCAACAAUGAACACUACACAAAAUCCACAUUUUCCUGCUGUCCUCAACCAACCACCGCCAGCACCUCAAAAACCACCAAAAAGAGCCGCUAA